UAAACGCUGGGUCCGCUAAGUCGGUGGUGAAGUGAACAAAACAACGAGAUUCAUUGAAAAUCUAGGAAUUGAUAAAACAUUUUCUGGUUUUAGCCGUAUUGUGUUUGAUAGUUCUUUAAAGUUACUGGUAAAUAACAGAUUUGUCUAUAAUGGAAGAUUCUACAUUAAACGACAUCAGUAAAAUGAAAGUACUUGAUAUGCGAAGAGAACUUAAAUCACGUGGACUGUCGGCGUCUGGUGAUAAAGCUGUUCUCCAAGCGAGAUUACAGGCAGCGAUGGCUCAGGACGCCCAUGACGAGCACGGAGAAAUCAAUCUAGACUCGGAUGAAAUAGAUUCAGAUGGAGUGUUGGAAGACGAAGACGAUAAAAGCCAGAACGAUAUCCUCGAUGAUGUCGCCGUAGACACAUUAAACGAGGAGUUAGCCCUCGAGGAAAGCUCUCCGCCAAAGCAGCCCCCGGAAACAAAACCACUUAGGACAUUGAAAAGAAAAAUCACAUCAGAAACAAAAGCCACAGAAAAUAAGGAGGCAGGUGCAAAGAAAAUUGUGUUAAACAGAACAAUUUCUGUAACAACCAUUUCUGCUAAACCUGAAGAAGAAAAAAAGGAAAUUACUCCACCGGAGCCAGAUUUAAGUGUAAAAACUGCAACUAAUAAAAUUAAAAUAACAGCUGAUAUUGAUCCUAAAACAAGAUUGGAGAUGAGAGCUAAAAGAUUUGGUUUGCCAGUGACAAUGACAGAUGAGCAACGAAAGGAGGCAAGGAAACAAAGAUUUAACCAAAGGACUUCAUCAAGUAAUAGUAUACUUGAUGCUGUAAACACUGGUUCGCUGACUGGUAACUUGGAUAAGUUAAAGAAACGAGCCGAACGAUUUGGCCAGUCAGUCUCUGCUAUAAUGACUGACAUUGAAAAUAAAGAAAAAAUAGAAAAGCGUAAAGCUAAAUUUUCAACUGUUAAAUAGAUUUGUGGUAGCCAGUUGCAACUUAUUGAUCUGUUGUGCAUAUUGCACUGGAUUUUUUUUUUGUAAUUAAUAAGUCACACUGAAAAUAUAACUAUGUACUAUCAUAGUUCAGUUUGAAUACUUUUAAAUUCUUUAAUUUUAAGAUUAUAACUAAUUGAAUAACCAA
Messenger RNA from Maniola jurtina (meadow brown), 1125 nucleotides. RefSeq names its product SAP domain-containing ribonucleoprotein. The coding region runs from base 150 to 959 and encodes 269 amino acids. The record is from RefSeq and is a predicted model, not a curated record. Lineage: Eukaryota; Metazoa; Arthropoda; Insecta; Lepidoptera; Nymphalidae. Gene Ontology annotation, biological process: poly(A)+ mRNA export from nucleus. The transcript has a single exon. Gene Ontology annotation, cellular component: nucleus.